Messenger RNA from Odontomachus brunneus, 2316 nucleotides. RefSeq names its product dehydrogenase/reductase SDR family protein 7-like. The coding region runs from base 1093 to 2064 and encodes 323 amino acids. NCBI's taxonomy places the organism in Eukaryota, Metazoa, Arthropoda, Insecta, Hymenoptera, Formicidae. The record is from RefSeq and is a predicted model, not a curated record. Gene Ontology annotation, molecular function: oxidoreductase activity. The transcript is spliced from 6 exons. Gene Ontology annotation, cellular component: membrane.
AAAGAUGUGUUCUUCGAGUAAGGGCCGGUUGUUCUAACUUCUUGGUAAGUUAACUGAUAGUUAAAUCAUUUAUCUUUGUCUAAGUUGGAGGAAAAAUAAAAACAGAUAUAUGAUUCAAUUAUCAUUUAACUUGCUAAGAAGUCGGAAUAACAAGCCCUAAAUCAAGGGCCGUAGAUCUCGAGGUCGAUUCUCGAGAUUAUUUACCUUUUUCACAUGAUACAUACACAGCUGGUCGUUUCUUAUGCGGAUAAUGCAAAUGAUGUGGAAUACUGUAAAUUAUAUUAAAAUAUACGAGAAAGAACAAUCAAAUGAUAAAGCAGUCACCGUAUUUGUUUUGAAUAUUUAUUAUAAACGUAAUGUUUAAAAGAGGCGAUAAAUAGUGUAAUAUUUUUAUUUUGUUUAACAUUUUGGUUUUGUUGGAUGUGACAAAUUGGUAAAUUAACUCUGUAAGCGUGAAUGUAAUCGGAGUCUAUCUUGUGGGUUUUAACCUCUUAAAAAUUUGUGAAUUUCAAGGUUAGGAAAUGACAUUCGUAAAUUUAUAUCAUGAUUCCAAAGAUUAAAUAAAGAUAUAAACAUUUUUUAAUUAAUUUUCGAGCAAGAGAGCCAUAUGUCCUUCCAACGAUAUUCAAAGAUUACUCACUGUCCACAUAAAUGACAUCUUAUACAUGGUUUCCAUUGACUGUACGUAGACGCAGAACAUCAUAAUUUUUCGUAUAAACGACAACUUUAAUUAAUAAUUAAAAGUGUACAAUCGUGAAUUAUCCUCUAAAUCUUAUUAAAAUCCGCCUUUAUAUAUUUCGUUUAAAACAUCUGUCUUCCGCGGCUACAUCCUUGUCGCGCAAAUUUUUCGCAUUUGAAGGGGGACAGAGAUAUAUACCCGGGCUUCGGAGAGAGUGAGAUGGAAGAAGUACAAAGUGUAGAAUGUACAGAUGAGACUGCAUAUUUUAUCACAAAGAACGGCAACUUCAUGCCGUUGGCAUAUCUGUUAGAUAUCUUUAAGGUUAGAUCAGCGAGAAUGUCAAAUAAACAACAAAGUUUAAGAAAGAAAUAAAUGAACUAUUAGUUUUUUUAUCAAUCAUAAUUUCUGACAUCAUGGAACGAAAGCAACACCACACAGAGAAUCGCGCUUUCCCGAAUAUUGUGAAAUGGCUGUUUUUCAUAUUCGGUUUUCCGAUCGCAUUACCUUGGCUAGUGUACGACUUGUUGGAUAUUAUGUGGCAAAAGCAAAAGAAAAAAGGCCUUAAACACAAGGUGGUUAUGAUAACUGGAGCUAGUUCUGGAUUAGGAGAGGCUUUAGCUCAUGUGUUUUACAAAUGUGGAUGCAAGCUUAUCUUGGUGUCUCGCAGACAAGAAGAGUUAAUGAGAGUCAGUAAUGAUCUAACUAGUACUUAUCAGAUAGUUCCAGCUUAUCCACCUAUUAUCUUACCACUUGAUUUGACCAAAAUUAAGGACAUGAAAAAUGAAAUUUUAAAAACUCUAAUGGUGUAUGAUGGCAGCAUUGAUGUUCUUAUAAACAAUGCUGGCAUUUCAUAUAGAGGAGAAACUAUCAGUACAGACAUUGAUGUAGAUAUGAAGGUCAUGAUGUUAAAUUAUUUCUCUCAAAUCUGCUUGAUUAAAACCAUUCUGCCACUUAUGGUAAAACAAAAUUCUGGCCAUAUAGUUGGUAUAAGCAGUGUGCAAGGGAGAAUUGCUAUUCCAUAUAGAUCUGCAUACGCUGCAUCUAAGUACUCAGUACAAGCUUGGUAUGACAGUGCCAGAGCCGAACUCUAUGAUAAAAACAUUAAAUUUACGAUUGUUAACCCAGGAUAUAUCAAAACGAAUCUUUCAUUGAACGCUUUAACUGGAAAUGGACAAGUUUAUGGAAUAAUGGAUGAGACAAUUGAGAACGGUUAUGAGCCAGGAUAUGUAGCUGAGUGCAUCUUAGAAGCUAUAUUGAAGAAGAAAGAAGAAAUUACUAUAGCACCAUUUUCAGUAAAGUGUGCUAUAAUAAUUAGGACUUUAUUUCCUUCGCUCUUCUUUUGGCUCAUGCAAAGACGUGCAAGAAAAUUGAAGAAGAGUUCAUGAUUUCAUCUAUGUUGUUUGUAAAAAUAUUUCCUUUUGUUUGGAUUUAUUACAUAAAAUAUAUUUCUUUAAGAAGUUCUUAAUAUAUAACGGUAAGGAAAACUUAUAAAUAUAGUCAGAUGGUUGAUAUUGAUAGAUGAUGAAGUUGCUCACUGUGCAAAUAUGAGCAAUUCAAACAAUUCCGAUUCUUAUACAUUCGCGCAUUAACGUGCAAUAUAUAUCAGAUAAAUAAAACAGAAACACUAUUCAAAAGUA